CUCGGACGCUCUUAUUUAAAGAUACCUUUACGAAUAGAUGUCCUGUAGGUUACUGCAUAUAAAUUAGAUCGCUUUGUUGUCAUGGUUACCAUUUGUAAACACUGUAUAAACACUGUAUAGUGAUUAUAGUUUGAAAAUUUGUAUACCAAAUGGAUUGGGCUAACGAUCUCGAGAUUACUUCUAAGAAGUUAGUACCACGCCUAGGUAGGCGUGCAGGUCAAAACAAUUUACAGGAUGAAAAUAAAUCUGAUGAUGAUGUUCUGGAGAGUCCAAUUUCUUUGUCAUCUGGAAAGUCUGUCCCUACACAAAGACCAAUAGCACCACCUCGUUCUAGGAAAACUGGCUGGGGUGAUGAAUUGAAAAGUGCCAAGUCAAAGACAGCAUCAAAUAUUAUUGAACAGGAACGUUUUCGAGCAUUAGAGAAGGAGGAGUUAGAAGAUGAUAUUCCUGUAAUACCAGAUUUGGAUGAAAUUCAGGAAGAUAAUAUUUCACCUGAAAUUGCAAGUGCUCCUACGUGA
Odontomachus brunneus is the source of this 518-nucleotide messenger RNA. Its product is annotated as intraflagellar transport protein 43 homolog. NCBI's taxonomy places the organism in Eukaryota, Metazoa, Arthropoda, Insecta, Hymenoptera, Formicidae. The transcript is spliced from 6 exons. Bases 150 to 518 code for a protein of 122 amino acids. Gene Ontology annotation, biological process: intraciliary retrograde transport. Gene Ontology annotation, cellular component: intraciliary transport particle A; cilium. The record is from RefSeq and is a predicted model, not a curated record.